This is a messenger RNA of Fukomys damarensis (Damara mole-rat), 1902 nucleotides long. RefSeq names its product RFX family member 8, lacking RFX DNA binding domain (gene Rfx8). Gene Ontology annotation, molecular function: RNA polymerase II cis-regulatory region sequence-specific DNA binding; DNA-binding transcription factor activity, RNA polymerase II-specific. Bases 58 to 1773 code for a protein of 571 amino acids. NCBI's taxonomy places the organism in Eukaryota, Metazoa, Chordata, Mammalia, Rodentia, Bathyergidae. The record is from RefSeq and is a predicted model, not a curated record. The transcript has 15 exons. Gene Ontology annotation, biological process: regulation of transcription by RNA polymerase II.
ACUGCGGGUGGCUGGACCGGUGCAGCCCUAACCCGACGGUUCGCCUUGCGCUGAGCCAUGGCGGAGAGGCCAGCGGACCCCCGGGGCCUACAUGGCCGCAUCCUGGGGUGGUUGGUGGACAAUUUCUGCAUUUGUGAAGGGUACAGCUUGCCUCGCUGUCUCGUGUAUGAGAUGUAUGUGGAGACCUGUGGGCAGAAUGCUCAGAACCAAGUCAAUGCGGCAACGUUUGGGAAGCUCGUGCACCUGGCCUUCCCGGACCUCGGCACCCGCCGGCUGGGGACCAGAGGCAGCGCUAGGUAUCAUUAUGAUGGAAUCUAUAUGAAGAAGAGUUCUUUCUUCUAUUCCCAGUAUUGCUGCCUCCUGGGUGAGAAAAGGAGUCCCAGUGGAGAUGUUGCCUUUGAAAAAUCUAUCGAUUCUAACAACAUCGUCCAGCAAGAAAGAACUUGUGAAAAUAAUUCACCACUAAAGACAGGUCCAGUUGUCCCUCCUCUAUCUGAAAUCAGAAGAUGUCCUCUUUGGGAGCAAGAACUGGCAAAGAAAUACUCCUAUACAAUGAUGGCCUUCCUUGCUGAUGAAUACUGCAACUACUGUCAAGACAUUUUGCAAAAUGUGAAGAACCAAGAACUCGAGAGGGUGCAAGACUUGCUUAUGUCUUUCUGGAAAUCUCUACAGCAAGACAUAGUAAUGUUCAUGGCCCUUCCUGAUGUGUGCCAGCUCUUGAAGUCCUAUGAUGCACAGCUGUACAAGGGACUUGAAGAUAUUCUCCUGUGUGACUUUCUGGAUGCCGUUUCUAUCCAGUACCUGAAAUCUGUCCGGUUAUUUAGCAAGAAAUUUAAGCACUGGCUUCUUAAGGCAUUGGAAGGUUUCCCAUCCCUCUUGCAGGUCUCCAAACUCAAAGAGGUCACCGUGUUUGUCAACAGACUCCGGAGGAAGACGUACCUGUCCAAUAUGGCAACGACCAUGAGGACCAUGCUGAGAAACAGCAGGAGGGUCAGGCUCCUGAAGUCAGAUCUCCAAGCCAUCAUCAGCCAGGGGGCCUUGGACAUCUCUCCGAAGGGGCUGGCCAGUGACCUGAGCCACACAGAGGAGCCCGAGAGCGCCCCAGAGAUGAAAUGUUUAAGCUGUUUAAUUUCUCUGCUGGGAACAUCAACAGAUCUUGGCAUAUUCCUGAAUUGUCUGUCUUCACAUCUCCAAGUAUUUGUCUUCCAGCCAAGCAAAAGCAAAGAGGAGUUUAUCAAACAGGCUGCCAGCUUCCAGCUGAAGUGGAAUUUUCUUCUCACCGCCGUGAGCAAAGCCAUGACUCUCUGCCACAGGGACAGUUUUGGCUCCUGGCAUCUGUUACAUUUGCUGCUUUUGGAAUACGUGACUCACAUAUUUCAGUCAUGCCUGGAAGAAGAAGAGGAAGAGGAGGACGUGGGGAACCCCAAGGAUGUGCUUCCAGAUGACCAGUCUCUCAUCCAGCCAGUCCAGACCCUUUUCCACCCUCUAGAUUCUCCACUACCUCAGGAGUACGAAAGCCCAGGUGCUGGGCCACCAUGGGUGACACUGGGACACAAAAGUCAUGGCCUCAGUCCCAUGGGUGUGAGCAGCACGGUCCUCUGGGUCCUGGGCUUCCUGGUGGACACUGCCACGAGCAAUAAGCUCGUCCAAGUGUUGCUGGAGGACAAGGCCACCAAAAGCGCCAUGAGACUCAGCCUUCCCAUGGGAGAAGAGGCCCUCAUCACCCUGAAAGAUGGACGAAGAUUUGUGAUCCACAUAUCUGACGUUCCCUAAAGGUCUGAGAAAGCAGGGCUAGCAUGAAAAAGAAAAAUGGUUUAAACGAACAAGCCAUGAGGAAGCAGCUAGAGUUGCCUUCUUAAAAAUAUGUUAAAUCCUAAAGCUUUUAUAUUGCUAUGAAAAAGG